Messenger RNA from Pichia membranifaciens NRRL Y-2026, 918 nucleotides. RefSeq lists its product as hypothetical. The record is from RefSeq and is a predicted model, not a curated record. The transcript has a single exon. Gene Ontology annotation, biological process: spermidine biosynthetic process. Lineage: Eukaryota; Fungi; Ascomycota; Pichiomycetes; Pichiales; Pichiaceae. Gene Ontology annotation, cellular component: cytosol. Bases 1 to 918 code for a protein of 305 amino acids. Gene Ontology annotation, molecular function: spermidine synthase activity.
AUGAGUGACAGUAGCAAAGAAUUAACACACCCUCUUGUUGUGGAUGGGUGGUUUCGGGAAGUGAGCGAGGAGUAUUUCCCCGGACAGGCUUUCAUGCUCAAGGUGGAAAAGAUUCUUCAUGCAGAAAAAUCGCAGUUUCAAGACAUCCUAGUGUUCCAAUCGACUGAUUUCGGAAACGUGUUGGUAUUGGACGGGAUUAUUCAGGUAACCGAACGGGAUGAGUUUGCGUACCAAGAAAUGAUCACCCAUGUUCCGUUAUUUGGACAUCCUAACCCGAAAAAAGUUUUGGUUAUUGGAGGGGGAGAUGGAGGAGUUCUACGGGAGGUGGUCAAGCACGAAUGCGUUGAGAGUGCAACAUUGGUGGAGAUAGACGACAUGGUGAUCAAGUUAUCAAAAAAGUACUUACCAAACAUGGCGAAGUCGUACACACAUGAAAAGGUCCAGGUUUUCCUACAGGAUGGGUUCAAGUUCUUGAAAGAUUGCGAGUCCCGCUUGGACCAGGAUAAGUUCGACGUGAUCAUCACUGACUCUUCAGAUCCUGACGGGCCGGCUGAGGCGUUCUUCCAGCAGGCGUACUUCAAGUUGUUGUUCAAUGCGUUGAACAAGGACGGGAUUGUCAUAUCGAUGGCGUCUGAAAACAUAUGGUUGAACAUCAACAACUUGAAGAAGUUGAAGGACGUGUGUCACACCGUCUUCCCCGUUGUCAAGACGUGCUACUGCACCAUGCCCACGUACACCUCGGGCCAGAUCUCGUUGAUGUGCUGCGGAAAAAAUGCAGAUAUAGACGUGGCCAAGCCUUCUAGGAAGCUACCUGCAGAGAAAGAACGUGAGUUGUUCAAAUACUACAACAGCGAAAUUCACUCUGCCAGUUUCGUCUUGCCGACAUGGGCGGCCCAGGUACUCGACAACAACAGCUGA